Messenger RNA from Entelurus aequoreus (snake pipefish), 1107 nucleotides. RefSeq names its product spindle and kinetochore associated complex subunit 2 (gene ska2). NCBI's taxonomy places the organism in Eukaryota, Metazoa, Chordata, Actinopteri, Syngnathiformes, Syngnathidae. The record is from RefSeq and is a predicted model, not a curated record. Gene Ontology annotation, biological process: mitotic cell cycle; cell division; chromosome segregation. Gene Ontology annotation, molecular function: microtubule binding. Gene Ontology annotation, cellular component: outer kinetochore; spindle microtubule. The transcript is spliced from 6 exons. Bases 372 to 770 code for a protein of 132 amino acids.
UCUAAUCUAGAUUUGACAGAUGCGCCGCGAGAAAUGCAGAAGAAGAAGAAAAAGUAGAACAAGGAGAAGGAAGGCAAAUGCGGUCGAGUUUUGACAGCUAAAUAACCUGUCUAAGACUGACUUUUUUUAAGUAUACUCUUUGUUUUACAUGUGCUCUUAUUUACUUAUGUGCUUUGUCAUUAACAUGUUGUUUUAAAAGCCAUUGUGACAGUUUUACACUCUAGGCAGUAGGUGGCGGUAAUUCACCUUAGUGUUGGUUUAACAAUUGCCAAUAAAUAUCAAAGAGGAAGAAGACUCGCAAGACAAGAACGAAGUACAAUCACUUUAUUGAAGACGUGACGGACGUAACUGGCGAUAAAUAACAUUUCGACAUGGAGACAAUAGUAGAAAAGCUGGAGGUCAUGUUCUCCAAGUCGGAAGCUCAGUUGGACUACAUUGAGAACCGCCUCAAGCUGGAGCUCAUCAACCACACAGCAGAGAAUGGGUGUUUCUCAGAGGAGAACCCCGUCAUGAUGCUGGACAGACUGAGAGCCGUUAAAGCCAAGCACAAAGUUUUGUUCUCCCAGAUGUCAGAGAUUGCAGCUGCACAAAAUGAGUGCAUGUUCUCCAUCAGAAACAAAGUCAACGGUGUCAUCCCGCUGAUGCAACACUUUCAACAGACUGGCGUGGAGGUUCCCUGCCUGAUUGAGUCAGUGCUGAAGUUGGAAGAACUCUCCAAUAAUCGUGUUGGUGAGACCCUUGCUAAGUUUCACCCUUUUGAAUGUCAUUAAACCUGCUGACAACGCUCAUCGGUCUCCAGAGUCGUGACGUAAGAAAGUGACUUUCUUCACUUGUUGAAGAUGGAGCGCAACACCAAGCCAACAGACCAACAGCACCUGUGCAAACAAAAAAGACUGCACCUUCACACAUAAUGUAAAUGUUGACAGGACUAAGCAGGGGCCACAGUUAAUAAGGCAAAGGGAUCCAUUCUUUCUCCAAUGUGGGCCGCAAACAAACACAAAAAACCUAUAGAAUGCGAGAGCCAUGUUAUAUAUUUAUAUUUGUCACUUUGGUUUAUUGAAAAUACUAUUAAAUAUGUAUCUCAAUACUAAUAAGAUACACUAUAUA